AUGAGCCAGGAAUCUUGCUGCACUUGUGCGCGUCUACUUGUGCAGAUAGAGAGGAAUGAAGGGAAGAGCGGCCUACCUUCUUACUCGGCAUCUACGCUAGGAAGCAAUUCUUCCCUUCAAUCGACGAGAAGUGGUUCAAGUUUGAAUGAGAAAAUGAAAGAAGAAGUGGUCUUCUCAGAGAAGAGCCCGGCAUAUGACAUGGAGAAGGAAACAGAAGACACACACUGGAAUGAGAAAGAAAGGAGAAGUAGCAGAGAAAAUAGAAGGUUAUCAUGCUGUGGACGCAUUAUCUGCGGGGAAUGUAUAGAGGGCAAUGAGAGAUUCGGGAGUUACUGUCCAUUCUGUCAGGUUAGAAGUGCAGAAGCGGUGGACAAUUCGGUAGCAGCUUCUGCGCCGUCGGACAAACCGCCUUCCUACGAAUCCCUUCAUUCCUCUUCCGAAUCGAAUCCACGACCUUCCCCUCCUACUUACUCUCCCGCUCUAGACUCCAAAUCACAAGCCCUACCACAGUUGGAGUCGAAAACCGAACCACAAUCUGAAGAUACCCUCCAUUUCCUCUCGCACGCCACCGAUUCCAUGACUUCUCUAUCCUUUCGCUACGGUGUACCAAUUGAUGUGUUGCGAAAGAAAAAUGGUAUAACAAGUGAUCACCUCCUUCUGGCUAGGAGAACAAUAUUGAUACCUGGGGAAUGGUAUAAAGGGGGAGUGAGUUUGAGCCCGCGGCCUGUGGAGGGGGAGGAAGAAGAGAGGAAGAAGAGUUGCGUGAGGAGAUUCAUGGUUGGGUGUAAAGUUUCUGAAUACGAUAUUGCAGUCCUAUAUCUCGAACAAGCGAACUACGACCUUGAGCUCGCAAUGGGAAUAUAUAAAGAUGAUGAGAGAUGGGAGAAAGAAAAUCCUAUAUCGAAUAAAGGGAAAGGAAAGGGAAAAGGGAAGUCGAGAUAUGAUGUUGCGAGAAGAAGAUUCACAGGACAGAGAUCAUGA
Messenger RNA from Botrytis deweyae, 981 nucleotides. RefSeq lists its product as uncharacterized. The transcript has 2 exons. The record is from RefSeq and is a predicted model, not a curated record. The coding region runs from base 1 to 981 and encodes 326 amino acids. NCBI's taxonomy places the organism in Eukaryota, Fungi, Ascomycota, Leotiomycetes, Helotiales, Sclerotiniaceae.